GUCGGAAAUGUCGAUCAUGUCAGAAAUCGCGUGAUCUAGUUAUAUCUUUCAUGUUCUUUGCGCUAUUUUUACUCGUCGAAAAUAAAUCGUACGUAUCGGGAGUGUGAAAUGCGUGAUUGUAAGUGAUCACUUCUUACGCGUGUAAAUUGUUGAGUUGCGUUGCGAAUAUUGAUUUAGUGUUUCCAAGAAGAUUCUCGCUUUUUGGAAUCAUCCCAACAAAUAAUACAUCGCAUGAAUCACCGAAAGAUCUUUGCAUGUUAAGGUCGGUGAGAACGGCGAUCCCCGGUCGGCAACGUUUCCCGAGCAGCGAAAAAACCCUUGCCCCGCGCCCGCAACACCGAAAAUGAGUAAUUCCCAGGAUUAAUUACUGCCCGAAGUUUGAACAAUAUGAACAAUUAUUACCGCAUCAGAUAUGACAUUAAGUAGCAUCAAUAAUCAGAAAUUACAAUGAUUGGUACAACCUGUAAUUUGGAAGAUGCGUGUUGGCAGGCUCAGGAUAUGGUUAAUCAAAUGCCCAAAAGUUGGAAGAAUUCAUUGGCCUUAACGUUGGAUAAAUCUCAGAAAAAGGAACAGAGUCACUCCAGGCAUAGUAUCCAAUCAAAACUCACGAGACUCUAUUUUGAAGAACUUUACAAAGUUCCUCAUGCAACCCCAGAUUCAGUUUUGUACAAUCUUGAGAAUGAGUGUGAUCUUUUGGGGCGAUUAGUGCAAAGAGAAGGGUUACAUACAUUAAUUGUUAAUCUCUAUGCUGGUAAUAAAGGAUACUCAUUAGCUGUAAGAAAUAGUGAUAAGGGGAAUCAAUACGACAAAAAUUCAUUGCUAGCUGAGACUCAACUCAUGGGUUACGAACAGGGUGAAUUACUUUCAUGUAUAGAUAAUGGCCAACUGCCAGCUAUGCUAGCUGAACAAUUAGAAUACAAUUAUUCACAUUUAUUUUAUGACGGCUGCAUAAUUGCUGAAGUUCGCGAUUAUCGAAAGGCAUUUCCUCACAAUAAAGCCGAAAUUCAUCAUGUACUUCUUAAACCUACAACACAGAGUGUACUCUCAGAUGUGUCGACACUUACAAGCAGUGGAGAUUGGAGCCAUGAGGAACGGUUAAUGUUGGAAUCCCAUUUGGUGGCAGCUACCCAGGGUCCUUUAUGCCUAGAUCCGAAUCCUGUUCCAACUUUAGCUAGUACAAGAAUUAAACAGUCUAAAUCAUUGCUUACCGAUCACCAGCUCAUGCGACAAGCCAAAAAGUUCUCUCAGGUCACAGUAAAUCGAAAAAGAAAAUUGGAACAAUUGGCACCCCCGGAUGGACAACCGAUACACGAAUUAAUGCAGAAAUUGCGUGCGAAAAGAAGGGGAUUAGCGACAAGCACUGCCUGCCCACCGCCUUCUUUUACAAACCCCCCUCUGCUUCCACCGUCUUCACCAAUCGAAGUCUUAAGAUACGCGAAAGCAUACGAGCGGCCACGAGAAACAAAAGACUGUUCGCCACAAGUUAUAGAAGAGUAUAUAUUAGAGCCUGCGGAGAGUCAGGAUUACAUAAAGCUCUCGAUCCUGCAGAGACCCGCUACUUCCGAGUACCUGGGAGAGCUUUUUAUAGACAAAAAUCCUCGGGAUGGAGAGAAAAACGGAUCUUCUUGCCGGUUUACAUUAGGCACCAGAUCCGUAGCCAAUUAUUAUUAUCAGCAGUUUAAAGAUAUACUCACGGAGAACGGCAGGAAGAAUGUGCGAAUAAAACAUAUUGUGCCAGGCCAAGCUCCACGCGUGGCAUGUCCAUCUGGCAUGCAGCGAGCACAUCAACAGGCGCAACAAGCAAAAGCGGCGCAAUUUUCAGUUCAACAGCUGCAGCAAGCUCAAUCGCAACACGUGACACAACAGCAAGUUCGCGCGUCAUUUCAGAUUCUGUCACGGGCUCAAGGGCAAUUGAACACAUUGGCUGGUCAAGUAACCACCGCCUCCACACAAAAUAAUCUGACGUGCGUUGAUCCGGCGAAUAUGCCGCAGGUUAUUCCGCAGAACGACGCUACCGCAUUGAGCGUAGGACAAUCUCUGGCCAAUGGCGGCCCCAACGCGUCGACUUCCGUGCAAAUUGAUAAUUCCGCGAUGACAAUAACGGACAACACCUAUAACGGUUCUGGUAUCUUGGUCUUUCAACAGAAGUCGGCUGGCACCAUUAAUAAUGCGGCAUCUACCAAUGUUCCAGUUUUACAAGCUCAGUUGCAAGCGGGAACGCAGAAUUGUAUAGGUGAGACGGCUAAUCAGAAUCAAAAUGAGCCGCCGUUCAAGAAACACUCGACUAACCCGGCGAUAAAUGCUCUUGUCACUUCCCUCAUGAAUUCCGCGCAGCAGUUCACACAACAACAAGCCGCAGCCAACGCUGCCGCCGCAGCUAUGAACAACAAUGUGCAAGCUACAAAUAAGUCUAACAACGCCGCUAUCCUCAAUUUGUUAAAUAGCACUCCUGCGAAUUUAGCUCAGCAGAAAGUUCAACCUCGAAGGAUCUCUCUCAAUGCUUCCAUCCCACCCAGAGUUAUUAGUCAUGGCAAUGUGAUUAAUGUGCCCAGCACCACAGGCCAAGUACGAUUAAACUUGAACUCCGCUUUAACGGGACAGCUCGGUUGUAAGCAACAACCGAUGAAAGCGACUGCUGUAAGACUUGCGCGAGUUCAGGAUCCCACGUCUACACUUGGUUUAUCAAUGCCAGGGCUGUCGGCAUUGCUUGCUGGUAAAGUGAACGAUAUCUGUAGGUUAAAAAUAUGCGAGAACAGCAAGGAAAUAUGUUGCACGCCGUCGGCGGAUAAUCCGAUACCUGGAAUGAACUCGACUUCGUCGCUGCUCGAACGGCUCACCGCUUCUUCCAGUCAGAGCAGCCAGCCAGCUAGUCCGAUGACUAGCCCCUCGCCGACUAAUGUGAAUCUACAAGGCGUAAAUCUCACUAGUCUGCCGAAUUCAAUCAACGGUCUGCAAAAUGUUCAGGUCUCGUUCCCGGGCUUAUCGCAGCCCAUCACAAUGUCGUUGAACGUGUCGCCGACCACCGGUGCCACUGUCACUCCCACUGGGGUCAUUGUCUCUCUCCCUAUAUCGUCCGCCACAAAUACCUGCACAACAGUCUCGAGUAUGGUUCCAGCGACUGUUGUUACGACGACUAUAGCCGGCAGUACGCCAACCGUGGUGAUUGCCAAUCCUGCUAAUGCUCAUCUGUCUUUACCAAUCGCCCAAAUAAUACCAUCUGGGGUAAAAGGACUAUCGCAACAAAAUAUAAGGAGUAAUAAUGCAGUAACUCUUGCACAGGGAGGACAAGCAAUCCAACUCAUUGGAUCUCAAAGGCCGCGACUUAAUCAUAUGACUCGUCAAGUACAAUCGAAUCAAGUUAAGUCAGCUGUUUUAUCGAACCAGCUGAUGACAGUUGCCAAAACAGUAACGGCGAAUCAGUUGAUAUUGUCCGGUAACAAACAAGUAUUAACUCCUAUAAUGGCUGCAACGAAACCUGUGCUUAUGGCGUCGCAGACGACGCCUUCUUCCCAAGUAGUACCUGUUAACAAACAAACUCUAUUGACGAAAUCCUUCCACACUAGGGCUUCUACCGGCCAAUGCAGCCAGCAGACGCAAAGUCUCGGGGUAGCUACUCUGUCGCCGCAACAACUUCAGCAGUUGCAACAAUGUUUAGCUACGCAGAAUAAAAUCACUGUCGCUACGGGAAAUUCUCAAACUAGGACUCAAAUUGAAGCUCAGAGAAGUUCCACGUCUGCUCCCGGGGAAGAUCCCGCCUGAACAUGUUCAAAUGAAUGAUAAUGUUAAAAUGAUCAUGUUACGUCGAAAUAAUUGGAGCCCGCCUAGAAGAAAUGUAAUGAGGCAUUUGUCUAUUUUAUGUUAAGACAAAAUCUAAAGUUUUUUUAUUUUUUGCAUAUGGAAAUGUAAAUGACGAAUCAUGUUUUUUGAAUAGUGUAAUGAUAACGAGAUUUUAUUUGCGAAUGAUUCACAUCUGUACGAUGGCAAAGAGAAUGUAAAAAAUAUUUUAUCAGGUCAGUAUCGUAAUAUUUCAUUAUGCCCAUGUGCAAUAAAAUGAUUCCUGUUCAACUGAAUUUUCGCCUUAAAAUGUCACUUUAAGGAAGGUUUCAAUUAUUGUACAUAUAACUUAUAUAUACGAUACGAUUUGUUUUAUAUUAAAAAAUGCAAUAAAUAUU
Linepithema humile (Argentine ant) is the source of this 4172-nucleotide messenger RNA. RefSeq names its product transcription factor SPT20 homolog. Gene Ontology annotation, biological process: regulation of transcription by RNA polymerase II. The record is from RefSeq and is a predicted model, not a curated record. NCBI's taxonomy places the organism in Eukaryota, Metazoa, Arthropoda, Insecta, Hymenoptera, Formicidae. Gene Ontology annotation, cellular component: SAGA complex. Gene Ontology annotation, molecular function: transcription coregulator activity.